This is a messenger RNA of Quercus lobata, 1899 nucleotides long. RefSeq lists its product as uncharacterized. The record is from RefSeq and is a predicted model, not a curated record. Gene Ontology annotation, molecular function: RNA-DNA hybrid ribonuclease activity; nucleic acid binding. Bases 1 to 1899 code for a protein of 632 amino acids. NCBI's taxonomy places the organism in Eukaryota, Viridiplantae, Streptophyta, Magnoliopsida, Fagales, Fagaceae. The transcript is spliced from 3 exons.
AUGGAAAAAUUAGAGGCAUGCCGGUUAUCCCUGCAGGAUUGGAGCAAACACUUAUUUGGCAACAUCCGCCGCAUGCUACAACAAAAGAAAAAAUUGCUAAUGCAGGCGGAAGCAAAUGCCAUGAACGGAUCCAACCAUUCCCAUGUGAGAAGAUUGAGGGCUGAGGUGCAUGAUCUAAUGAUCAAGGAGGAGUGCCUAUGGUUGCAAAGAUCAAGGGUGAAUUGGCUGAAAGCGGGGGACCUUAACACAGCCUAUUUCCACAGCCGUGCAAACCAGAGAAAUCGAAGAAAUUUCAUCUCCAAACUGACCCUAGAUAGUGGGGAAGUGGUGGAGGAUGAACAGAAGAUCGGGGAGGCGUUUGUGCACUAUUUCCAAUCCAUCUUCCAGUCAGCCAACACAGUCGGGUUUGAUCCAAUCCUCCAGGGGAUUGAACCAAAAGUGACAACGCAAAUGAAUGCCGAACUUAACCAGCCUUUCACAGCCAUGGAGGUAGAGCAAGCACUCAAGCAAAUGAAACCUAUGACAGCCCCUGGUCCGGAUGAAGGUCUUCACUCUUUAAUUCAACAGGCAGCUGAUAAUGGAGAACUACGGGGGAUGUCUCUUUGCAAAGAAGGGCCAAAAAUUACGCAUUUAUUCUUUGGGGAUGAUAGUUUGCUCUUUUGUAGAGCAAAGGAUCCAGAUUGCCAAAAAGUAUUGAAUAUCCUCACAGUGUAUGAAGAAGCGACUGGUCAGAAAAUCAACCGUGACAAAACUCAAUUAUUCUUCAGCACAAACACACAAGAAGACAUCAAGAAUAGGGUGAAGGUCUUGGUGGGAGUUGAGGAGGUGACUCAAUAUGAAAAAUAUUUGGGUAUGCCAUCAUUUGUGGGGAGAGCAAAAAAAGAAACCUUCAGCUACAUUAGGGAGAGAGUGUGGCACAAAAUCCAAGGCUGGAAAGAAAAACUCCUAUCACAAGCGGACCGGGAGAUUUUAAUCAAAGCAGUCAUCCAAGCAAUGCCGACCUUCACUAUGGGAUGUUUCAAACUCCCCAAAAAUUUGUGCAAAGACAUUGAAGCACUGACUAGAAAGUUUUGGUGGGGGUACUUGGGUGAGGCAAGGAAAAUCCAUUGGAUAGCAUGGAAAAAACUUUGCCUACCAAAACUACAUGGUGGCUUGGGAUUUAGGGAAUUGGAAAAAUUCAAUCUUGCUCUCCUAGGCAAACAGGUUUGGAGACUAAUUCAUAAUACCGAUUCCAUGUUCUACAAAGUCUUCAAAGCAAGAUUUUUCCCUACAUGCUCGGUUCUUGAAAGUGGGGUAAAAACGAAUGGAUCAUAUGCUUGGCAAAGCAUUCUCAAAGCGAGGGAGGUAGUCAAGCAAGGAGCAUAUUGGUGGAUUGGGGAUGGCACUAAAGUGCAGAUUAGGGGUGAUAAGUGGCUGCCUGAUAAAUCAACAAAACACAUCAUCUCUCCUCAAAAAAACCUCCCUAUGAAUGCAAAGGCGGGAGUUGGAGCAGUAGUUAGAGAUGCGGACGGACGGGUCUGUGGUGCUAUUUCAGAUAGAAUGGCACUAACGGGAAUAGUGGAAGAGGUCGAGGCCAUCGCGUGUAGAACAACCGUACGUUUCGCACUUCAGCUUGGACUUGCAGACGUGGUGUUUGAAGGGGAUUCUGAAACCAUCACAGCAGCGAUCAAUUCAAGCUCUCCGUGCUUCAACUCAUUUGGUCAUAUCCUGGAUGAAGUGAGAAAACUGGCACUGAACUUUGUAUCAGUUUCAUUUGUUCAUGUAAAGAGGCAGGGGAAUAUCGUCGCAGAUAAGCUGGCUGAGGCGUCGAAAACCAUACCUUGCCCCCAUGUUUGGUUGAAUGACAUCCCAAGUGAUGUGCAACAGCUUGUAAUCCUUGAUAGUACCUUUGAUGAAUAA